AUGGACGAACUGCGGUGCCCUGUUGGUGUCCUCCAGCUCUUGGAUGCAAUAGAGCCUCCCGCUUGUCUCACGCCGCGGAUUCGGCUUGAGCUAGGUCUGUUGCCUGGCGAUGAGGAAGGCGUCGACAGUCUGCACGCCGUGGCCGUCGCCAACCUUCGCCCGACUGCGAGCGAUGCGGCCGUCACGUUGGGCAUCAGGUGCCUCCUGGCCUUGGGAGAGCUCUGCCGAGAGCUGGAGUGUUCCGAGCGUCUUGGGUUGGUCGGUGGACAUCAGAACAUUAUCCGCCUGAUGACAGAGGGAAACACCGCCGGACACCCGCGCCGCCGCGCGUCGGGGGCGUCCACCAAGAUUAAGCAGCAGCAGGAGCAGCGGUCGAGAACUGGCGAUGUUGACCAAGCUGGGAGUCAGGGGAAGCCAGGUGUACAUGACGCCGGCGCGCGCUGUGAUAGCGAGAGGGGGCAAGAGGAAGACGACGAUGAGGAUGAGGAUGAAGUGCAGUCCGCGGCCGCCUUUGUUGCAGCUCAGGUGGUGUCUUCCGGAUCAGCUUUCCCCAUGCGCCAGAUGUUGGGCGGGGAGGGAUCGUCGGGGCUCGGAAGGUUCCCGCUGCGGUACAUUUUUGUCAUCGACCACGCUGAUAGGCUGCACGAAACCCGGCCAUCUGGUGCUGUGGGCACUGCUGAAGGUGGGGAUGUCGGCGCCAGGGAGGUGGGUGGAGACGGAGAACGAAUUUCAGUUUUGGUCCGACCGGUGAAGCGGCGGCAGCACAGUCAGUUUGACGUCGGGUUCGUCAUGUGGCCGGCCGCAAUCAUCCUCUCUCGGCUCCUGUGCCGAAACCCUAGCUUAGUCCGUGGUCGGCGCGUGCUCGAGAUCGGGGCCGGUCUUGGCUUGGCUGGGCUCGUGGCCGCACGCAUCCAGCAGGCGCCCUCCUCGGCGUCGAACACCUCGUUGGCGGGGCUUCCUUGCUCUAGCCGCGGAACUGUCGUGGGCAGCCGUAGCGAUGUAGCCGCUGCAGCAUCGGUAACCCUGAGCGAUUUCAACCCCCUAGUUUUGAGGGCACUGGAGGCUAACGUGGCUCUCAACUCGCCUGAUUGCGGUAUGGCGGCGGACGGGGGGGUGUCUUGCGGUGUUCGGCGGGAUGCCUCGAACUGCGACGAAGAGAAUGGUAGCGUGCGGGCCAAACAUGAUCGAAGGGGAGAGGCGAAAGAGGCAACCGUCGAACAUGGAACGGUGCACGUGCGACACCUCGACUGGGACAAGCUAGAGGGCGUGCCGGGGGUCGGCGCGGACAGCUGCCGGUCGUGCACUGUUGUUGAACUUGGGGGUGGCCGUACUCAAGCCGCUGAGUCCCAGCCUAGAGACGAUGCCGACAGCGGCAGUUUUGACGACAGCGAGCCCAGCAGUUACGCCGCGGAGUCGUGCUUCCCGAGGGACGGUUGUGUAAAUGGGGUGUCGCGAGGAGGCGAAGACAGUGGGGUUAAGGGCAUUGAGCAUGGGGAGCGGUUCGACGUCAUCAUUGCCUCGGAUCACAUCUGCCAGGCAUCGGACGCGGAGGGCACUAUUCGCGUCCUCCGAGCGAUGCUCGCCGAGGCUCCGGGACCCACAGCAACACCGCCUACAGCAGCCCCAACAACACCACCACCACCGGCAACAAGGGGGCAGGCGCACUUCGUCGUGGCUCACCCGCGCACCCGCUGGGGCGUCGACGCCCUCGUGCCUCUCCUUCGAGAAGCCCCGGGGCUGGACUUCACGUGCGAGGAAGUCACCGAUCCUGACCUCGUGGGUGGGCUAGACGAGGCGGCGUACUUGGCUUGGCUGCACGUACACGUGUGGACGGUCAGCGAGCGGGCGGUAGAGCCCGCAGCUGCUGCGGCUGCUGGAGCUCUGCUGGUUGCGGGGUAACGCUGAGGGUUAGUGCUUGUGUGGCGGGAACGAUCAGGUUGGCAGGAGUGUAAUGCGCCCCCGUUCCUUGGAAUCCGUGCUCGUGUCAAUUUGGGGUGCAGGCGGCUUAAUAGCGAUAGGGUAAGCUCUGGGACAAAUUUUGACGGAACAGCAGAACUUGACACUAUCAAAGACCGAAAUCGACCGGAACUAUUUCCGGUGGUCAAAGAGGCUCUCGGAAUUUUGGUGUGGGUUUUGCGUGGAUUCUGGAGUUGGUAGGGACGUUCAUUGUGAUGGCGUCAACGAACUCUGGUAGCUUUUGGCUGCGGUGCUCUAUUGAACGAACUAUGCUCCGUCGGCUGGAGGGCGGGGUAAAGGGGAAAGAGUGUUUGUUUUGAUUUACGUGCAUGGAACAUGCCGUCGCCUUGUGGAGCAUGUUGUUACAGAAGGGUUGCCGCCUCACGGCUCACCUCGGCAAUGCUUAGGAACGAGUGCGAGUGUAUCCCUAUUUUGGGCUAAGUAUAUUCGAGCUGGUGUGGAAGGUUUGAUGUGGUUUUCUCUGUAUUUUUUUUUUGGGCCCGUUGUGUUGCGAUAGAGCUUGCUCCUGUGUACUCUUGUGAUAUCGGGGCGAUGUUUAUCUUCCUUCCGCAAGUAGGUCCCAUGCGACCCUAUUGGAACUGGUGUUUUAUAAUUUUCCGUGAUGGUAGCAACCAGACUUGGCUGCUUCUUUUGGAAUGUCGUCGGCGGGAGCCAGAGAUAGAUGUGGGCAGUCUGUCACGGCAGACCGUGGGCCCAAAGUAAAACGAUUUUGUCUGACGGGUUUCUCGGGCAACGCCGAAAGUGCGUAGCAUUGUCGGGUUCACUAGUGAACACCAGCGACACGAGAGCUCCCUUCUUUUUCCGUGUGCUGUAAGCUCAAAUUGAUCUGUUUG
This is a messenger RNA of Ectocarpus siliculosus, 2810 nucleotides long. The record is from the annotation of a GenBank genome assembly. NCBI's taxonomy places the organism in Eukaryota, Phaeophyceae, Ectocarpales, Ectocarpaceae.